Pecten maximus is the source of this 4903-nucleotide messenger RNA. RefSeq lists its product as uncharacterized. The coding region runs from base 451 to 2511 and encodes 686 amino acids. The transcript has 10 exons. NCBI's taxonomy places the organism in Eukaryota, Metazoa, Mollusca, Bivalvia, Pectinida, Pectinidae. The record is from RefSeq and is a predicted model, not a curated record. Gene Ontology annotation, molecular function: NAD+ binding.
AUUAAAUUCAAUAUUCAUGAACUUGUAGCUGACGUUCUACCUGAACAGGUGAUAUCAGUAGUUGACAUUUUUACCUGUGUUGAUAAUAAUCCACGUACAGGUGUAGCGUUACACCCAAUACACACUAUCCAUCCCUCACAGACGAGGAGAACUGGUGGCAACCCAGGGUGUUUCUGCAGUAUACUGUGGUAGUGCACCGAAUGACCCUAAUUAUACCAGGACAGUACAAAAUGUACGGAUAGGGAGAACUUUAUUGUUUCACUAGCUCUGAUAUACCUUCAGUGCUCAUCUAUUAUGUAAAGGGCAAAAUAAGUGAAAGUUCCGCACUCCCUGGAGCGCCCACCCUCGGCUAGCACAGCCAAAGCUGGCCACAGGACCCAGAUUAGGGCGUUCCAGACCAACUCCAGUCCUGUGUAUAAGACUCAGUCGGAUACUAACAUCACAGACAGGAUGAAGGGUCUCUCUAUCAAGGACAAGGUUAACAACAAAAGUCCACUUAAAAAUGGGAGGUCCUUCAUGAGUACUGUCGGGGGAGCGGGCAACGUUCACAUCAAGGCGCUGAAUGAUGUGGCCAAUCUGCUGAAAAAUGAUGCCUGUAAAAAUGUAGUAGUAGUGGCAGGAGCUGGCAUCAGUACACCAAGUGGCAUCCCAGACUUCAGGACUCCAGGAACAGGUUUAUACGACAACCUAAAGCAGUACAGGAUUCCCUACCCAGAGGCCAUCUUCGAUAUUGAUUACUUCCAUCACAACCCUAAGCCAUUUUUCACACUUGCCAAGGAAUUGUAUCCGUCAGGAAAGUAUCGGCCAAACUACAUCCAUUACUUCGUCAGGCUGUUGCAUGACAAGGGCAUGCUACUCCGAAUGUACACCCAGAACAUUGAUGGACUGGAGAGAUUGGCGGGAUUACCAGCAGAGAAACUGGUGGAGGCUCAUGGGACAUUCGCAUCUGCGACCUGCACUAUUUGUGGUUAUUUGCAUGAAGGAUCGAUGGUCAAGGAGCCUGUGUUCGCGGACAAGCUUCCCUUGUGUAAGAAACGUGGCUGUCCGGGAAUUGUGAAACCAGAUAUUGUGUUCUUUGGCGAGGAUUUACCCAAACGAUUUUACUUCUACCUGAAGGAUAUGUUACAGGCUGAUCUAGUCAUUAUAAUGGGUACUUCUUUGGGGGUCCAGCCAUUUGCUGGUAUUGUGGACACAGUCAGAUGGACGGUACCCAGGGUCCUGUUUAACAUGGAGGCUGUAGGACCGUUUAGGAAUAGUAAACGUGCCAAGGAUGUGGUGGCUGCAGGUGACCUUAUCAAGAGCAUGCAGAACUUCACCGAGAUGGUCGGCUGGAAAUCUGACAUAGAAGACCUCAUCAUCAAAUCUGAAGGAGUUCUCAAAAUUUGUGACCAGGAGUACUUGAAAAAUACAGCAAAGCGUUUGAUGGAAUUCAGGAGAAAAAAGCCACCCCCUCCAACAAGGAACACUUUUUUCCGAGCAAGUGCUGUGGAAUCUGAUUCAUCAUCGGAGACAGAAUCUGAUGACUCUAGUGACUCUUCCUCAGAUGAUGACAUACCUCGUCGGAGGAAAAACAAAAACUUUGCAUGGAAUCGGACACGAAAACCUACAGAUUUUAGUAAAAAUGGAUUAUCGAAUGGUAUUCAUAGCAAUGGGGCACGUCGUAAUGGUGUUCCUGUUGAUCUGAGGACAAAGAUUAACAAUAACAGUAAUGACGGUUCAAGAAACUACAGCACAGUGUCAGCUCCGACCUCCUCGAGGAUGGAUAAAAAUGUGGCUAAUGGUGUAGCGAACAGUAAAGUACCUGCUGUUACGAUACGGAAAAAGGCUGGUACACCAAGUGGUAUGAGUUCAAAUCCCGGUAUAAAGUUAGAGACUGGAUCAGGAUCUAUUCCAAACAGUACUGCGGGAGUCUCUAAGAAAAUGCAGGCAAGAAUUCGUAGGAGUACAUCAGAUAAAUUAUUUGGUACAAAAACUCCAACUGGUACUAGUUCAGGUUCAAAAACGCCUACAGGUUCAAAGACACCUGUAAAUUCUAACAAUAACCAUGACAGGCGCCUACGACCUUUGACUGGCAAAGGUAAAAGGUCACCUAAACCUGACAACAGUACCAAACAGGGAAAUGAAAACGAGAAAAAUAUCAAACAAGAAAAUUUUGAUGUAGAAGCAAAAGAAAACAAAGUGAUUGUGAACGAUGGUAAACCUCCUCGACCCAAAAAACCUCCAGUCACCAAGGAGCUUAACUCUCUAAAUGCAAAGCCAUAUGGGUUUUCAACUCCACGGAAACUUCCAGCACGACCAACUGUGGCUUCUAAUGUAAUCGGAGGGCCAAAGCCUCAUCCUGCAAGUUAUUAUCAGGACGUGUUAUCAGGCAGGACAGACAUUCCCAAAAUAUCCUAUCGGCAUCGGCUACAGCCUUCCAAUACUUAUGAUGCACGGAUAUUUUCAUAUAGGGGUGUAAUUUCGUCUUCCUCCGAGGAAGAAUCUAACAGCGAUUCUUCAGACUCGAGGUGACACACAAGUAUUUAGUGGUUGAAAAUUAAAACUUUAUUUUUUUUUUAUUUUUUUUUUCAAUGAAACAAUUACUAGUAACCCUUUUCUCCUUAUUGAAAUGUUUUAAUUUUAUGAAUUACCUGAAAUAUUAAGCAUAAAUGUCAAUUAGCAUGUUUAUGAAGGAGAGUCUCAGUAUGGUGCAUAUUGUACCUGUACAUCUACCGUUUAAUUAAACAGGUAAAAUUGUAUGUAAAGAAUACCUACAUCAACUUACAUAAUGUGAUGGUACUUAUCAUUGAUUAGGUAUGUUACGUUAAUGCUGAAAACAUGGUAAAAAUUGAAAAUUGAACGAGUACAAGUGGAAAUAUAUAUUCAAUUCCGAUUUAGUCUUAUGAAGUAUGAAGCUAUAUUCCCAUAAUUUCAAAGACAUCAUUUAAACAUCAUCUAGUCAUCUUGUAGUCAGUCUUCAUUUAAAUCAGAAAAAUAUUGAAUUUAGAUUCAUUCUUGUGAACGUUAACAUGUAUUUCUUACAUUUUAGUAAGAUAUUAAAAAAAUGUUUAAAUCAUAUUUUUAAAAUAACAAUACUGGUAUUGGUGAUAUUUUUGCUAUGUUUUACAGCUAAAAACAUACAUGUUUUUAUCCUAAAUGAAGAAUAGAAGCAAAAUAUCUUCCCGAGUAUACAAAAUUUUCGCGGUUGAAUAUUGUAUAGCAUUAAACAUUCCUGGGCUGGUUCCAAGCUUACCAUGUUGAUAAGAUGGUGAAGUGUUCUAACUGUGACUAGGUUUUAAAAAUUAGUAUUUCCUCUCAAAAAAUUACUAAAUAUUGUAAGUUUUCAAAAGAUCAUGCAAUUAAUUUUUUUUUUUUUUUUUUGGCAGCAGUAGUUGAAGAUUGCAUCCAUUGAAAGUCACAUGAUGUUUAAUUAUUAGGGUUUUAAAAGCACAAGUCAUCAAAACUACACAGGUUAAUAACGGUAAAGAGAGUAUAUUUAUGUAGGGAUGCUACAACAACUGGUGGUCAAGGGCAUAUUCUAAAUAGAGAACACUUCCAUAUACUGGUAUAUCUAUGGUUUCAUAUAUUAAAUGUUUCAAAAUUGAUGUUAUCUUUUGAAUAUUUAUGAAAUCAAAUCUUCUGAAUAUUUAUGAAAUGAAACCUCUUGAAUAUUUAUGAAAUGAAAUGAAGCAAAAAUAUGAAUAUAUUUUGAAGAAUAUUUGGGGUGAAGUAUCUUCACACAUGUUCAAUUGUUGAGGUUAUAAAUGUUAAUAUAUUAACUGGUUCCCUGUUAAAAAUCAUGUAAAUUGUUUUGUUACAUUAGAUUUUACCCUAGUUGUUUAUAUAUAAGAUGUUCUGUGAUGAUUGUAUAAUGAUUGCCUUCCCUCCCGUAGUGCCAUGUAUGUACCCACUUGUGAAAAGAAUUAUUGUUUGUCUGAAAUUUUGCAUAUUUACCUUAACAUCUCUUGGGGUCACUGCCUGGUGACCUUUGUACACAGAGUAAUUUGAAAAGUAAGUUUUAUCUUCGAGAAUUCAGAUCAGGUCUUAAGCGAUAGGAACAGUCUUGGCAUAUUUUACUUGAUAGAUAAGUAAAGGGAAAAAAUUAAUUGUUCGUGAAAAAACUCUUUAUAGAAAAGGAUUUAUUUGUAAAGACCGAUCAACUCUUAGGGAAGUGUAUUGAAUGACCUUCAUGUGACCUCUGUACAAGUUGAAUGUAAGAUUACGAUUAGAGAAUGUAAGAUUACGAUUAGAGAACACUUCUUGGGUAGAUUAAGUGAUACCUAUACAAAUUGAAUGUAAGGUGAUGCUUAUACAGUACAUGUAUUGGCCCCUUUUAGGGGAUAUUUAGUGACCUUGAUGUGACCUCAGAUUGAAUGUUAGGUGAUGUUUAUUGGCCCCUUUUAGGGGACGUCUAGUGACCUUGGUGUGACCUCUGUACAAGAUGAAUGUAAGGUUAUAAAUAGAACACUGUUUAAGAGUAGAUAAAGUUUUACUUAUACAGAUUGAAUGCAAGUUUGUGUGUAUAGUGACCCAUUUUAGGAGAUAUUUAGUGACCUUCAUCUGACCUCAGUAUUGUUCUUCCCGAUAGUAACCUAUUAUAACAGCCAUAAUCCAGUGUCUACCGUAAAUAUCAUCAAUGUUGGCCAUGUUUAACUCACAGGAGAAUCAUGUGUGCUGUUUUUGUUCAUUCCCCAUCAUUUGUUAAUAGUUUUACAUUUUUAACUAAACUUUCUCUGAAUUUCAUUGAGGAAUGAUUGCUUUAUGACGUUGAUAAGUUGUUUCUUUGAUAAACUACAUAGCUAUGAUUCAAAUGAUGACCCAUCAGUUAUCAUCUAAUACUGUAUAAUGUGAAAUGUUUGUGGUCAUUUUUUUUUUGUGGUUUGGGUACAAACUUUCGUGGUUAGCCCAUGUAACAGUAACAUGA